Messenger RNA from Phymastichus coffea, 1524 nucleotides. RefSeq lists its product as uncharacterized. The record is from RefSeq and is a predicted model, not a curated record. NCBI's taxonomy places the organism in Eukaryota, Metazoa, Arthropoda, Insecta, Hymenoptera, Eulophidae. The transcript is spliced from 2 exons. Bases 1 to 1524 code for a protein of 507 amino acids.
AUGCUGAGGAUUCCUGGCUACUCGCUCGUGAGAUUGGAUCGCUGUAAGGUUCGGAGUGGCAAAUCUAGGGGAGGUGGUAUCCUCGUUUGGAUUGAGAGCGCAUGCUCCUUUGUAACAGUACAUACCCUCAAUUAUGAUCUGGAGCAUGUGACUCUGAAGCUUGACUAUGGUGCACCGCUACUUCUCUCCGUUGCUUAUCUACCGCCAGUUACGUCUCUCUCACCAGUGAUAUUCGAGUCAUCUUUGGAUUCCUUUUGCUGUUCUCUGGAGGAUUCAGCUGCCAGAUAUCCUGAGUGUGCUGUUCUAAUUGUGGGUGACUUCAACCUUCCCCGCUUCAUGUGGUCGGCUUGUGAUGGUGUGCUUUCAUCUGAUGCACUGGCAAGUAGGAUUAUUCGUGAUUCGGCAUCUAGAUUAGAGAGUUGUACGAGCUCUCUUAAGUGCGCUCAGUUGAUUCGUUCGUCAAAUUGCUCUGGAAAUACGCUUGAUCUGGCAUUUUGUAGUAUUCCGGCGUCUCUCUGCACGGCUUUGGAUCCUCUGGCACCAUCGGACAGACAUCACGAACCUGUCAUUAUUAAUUUGAACUGUGUUGCAGUGGCUUCACCGAGCUCUCUACCAUUUGAUACUUCUGCUUCCUUCAACUUUAAAAAGGCUAAUUAUAGCAGUAUUAACGCUGCUCUGGCUUCGACAAAUUGGAAUGAUCUCCUUGAUGGUCAUGAGUGGGACGUUGACAUGGCGCUUGAUUGUUUUUACCGGAAAUUAUUCGAAAUUAUUAGCUGCAACGUUCCACUUUCUGGCCCAUUCACUGCUAGAUUCCCCAGUUGGAUGUCAGUCGAAUUGAGAGCUGCCAUUUCUCAGAAGAAGAUUGCCCACCGGAUAUUUAAGGCUUCAGGAGAUGGUCAGGCAUUGCAUGACUUCAGGAACUUCCGGAUAAUUUGCAAGCGUCUGACGUUGCGCGAUUACAACCGAUUUAUUUGUGAUGUUGAGGAGUCAUUGGAGUCUGAUCCUGGAGAAUUCUGGAGGUUUGCUAACCCUAAGGAUUGUGGCUCUGGCUAUCCUGAUAGUAUGUAUUAUAAUAGUAUCGAUGCCCAUGAUGGUCCGGAUAUUGUCAACUUGUUUGCGGAGCGAUUUCCUUCGGUUUUUUCGUCAACUUCACUACUUAAUGGUUUCGAGGGGCUAACGUUUGAUUCUAAUACGCUGUCGGACAUUUCUCUUGAUAUUGAAGAGGUAAUUCAGGGCCUUGCUGGCCUGAAACCGUCAUCUGCGGCCGGAUCCGAUGGAAUCCCGUCUACUUUUUUUGUAAAUUGUUCCAAUUGUUUAGCUCAACCGAUCAUGUCUAUUAUGAAUUUAUCUCUACGAUCCGGUACCUUUCCUACUGCUUGGAAACAAGCUUUUAUCAUUCCGGUGUAUAAGAGGCGUGGUGACAGGAGAAAUGAUUCGGGAACUAUAACUCAAAAGGAAUCGGCCGAAACGCCGAUGAGAAUUGAACGAUAUUUAUCAAAGAAAGUUAUGGAAAUUUGCAAUUAA